This is a messenger RNA of Synchiropus splendidus (mandarinfish), 490 nucleotides long. RefSeq names its product hemoglobin embryonic subunit alpha-like. NCBI's taxonomy places the organism in Eukaryota, Metazoa, Chordata, Actinopteri, Syngnathiformes, Callionymidae. Gene Ontology annotation, molecular function: organic acid binding; haptoglobin binding; oxygen binding. Gene Ontology annotation, cellular component: blood microparticle; haptoglobin-hemoglobin complex; hemoglobin complex. The transcript is spliced from 3 exons. The record is from RefSeq and is a predicted model, not a curated record. Gene Ontology annotation, biological process: hydrogen peroxide catabolic process; oxygen transport. Bases 1 to 435 code for a protein of 144 amino acids.
AUGACCAGUCUCACACCCAAGGAUAAGGACACCGUCAAGGCCUUCUGGAGCAAAGUCUCCUCCAGGUCCGCGGACAUCGGCACGGACGCUCUGGCCAGGAUGUUGACUGUCUACCCUCAGACCAAGACCUACUUCGCACACUGGAAGGACACCAGCCCCAACUCCGCCAGCGCCAAGAAGCAUGGCAUCACCGUCAUGUCCGGAGUCGCCGACGCCGUGAGCAAGAUCGACGACAUCAAGGCCGGACUCUUCAACCUGAGCGAGCUUCACGCCUUCACCCUGAGAGUGGAUCCUGCCAACUUCAAGAUCCUGUCCCACUGCAUCCUGGUGGUCAUGGCCAACAUGUUCCCCGCCGACUUCACCCCUGAGGUGCACGUGUCCAUGGACAAGUUCCUGGCUUUUGUGUCUCUGGCUCUGGCUGAGAAGUACAGAUAAACCUGUGCACUGCGCAGACGACAGCAUGAACAAUAAAUCUGAUGCAAAGACUUCC